CGGGCUGCUGUCGGCGCGAUGGCCGUCGCCUUGCCGGAAGUCGUAGAGGAGCUCCUGCGCGAGAUGGGCGCGGCGGCGCGGGAGUGCGAGCGAAUUCCUGAUGACCAUCUUUUAUCGCUGAAGUUUGUCUUUGGCUCAUCAGCUGUCCAGGCCUUGGAUCUAGUUGAUCGACAGUCCGUUACUUUAAUCUCAUCACCCAGUGGAAGGCGAGUUUACCAGGUACUUGGAAGUUCUGGCAAAACAUACACUUGUUUGGCUUCUUGUCAUUACUGCUCAUGUCCUGCAUUUGCCUUCUCAGUACUACGGAAGAGUGACAGCCUACUGUGCAAGCACCUCUUGGCAGUUUAUCUUAGUCAGGUUAUGAGGACCUGUCAGCAACUAAGUGUUUCAGACAAGCAACUGACUGACAUAUUGAUGGAGAAGAAAUAAGAAGCAUAAAUGUUUCCGAUGGUGCGUCAUUAUCUUUCAAAAUAGAAAUCUCAUCAGGAAAUACAUGUACCAGGUCAUGCUGUACAAGGAAGAAAGAUGAAAUGGAUCUUCCAGAUACUUCUUCCUACUGUCCGUUUUCCCUUCUGGACUGCCAGAGGGACCCUGGGUGGCAGCUGUGAACUGUGGAGGCCAUGCAUUUGGUUGGAAGCCUUGUGCAGCCUUCUCAUGAAAAACCUGAACCAGCCUCUAAGCCUUUUGAGUGAAAAAUGUCUGAGUAGAAUCAAGUGUGGUAGAGUCAAAUAAAACCUAAUCCAUGUUGUAUACACAA
Chinchilla lanigera (long-tailed chinchilla) is the source of this 757-nucleotide messenger RNA. RefSeq names its product zinc finger, SWIM-type containing 7 (gene Zswim7). Gene Ontology annotation, cellular component: Shu complex. The coding region runs from base 19 to 429 and encodes 136 amino acids. The record is from RefSeq and is a predicted model, not a curated record. NCBI's taxonomy places the organism in Eukaryota, Metazoa, Chordata, Mammalia, Rodentia, Chinchillidae. Gene Ontology annotation, molecular function: zinc ion binding. Gene Ontology annotation, biological process: double-strand break repair via homologous recombination. The transcript has 5 exons.